AUACCAAAAGUUAAACCAAAUAUAGGGUGGCCCGUAAAUAGUUUGCAAUAGUGAAGCCCAAUAAAUAGUGCAGUUGCUGGUACAGUGACAACUCGUUAGCAGAGAGAAUGAAGGUGAGUGUGGAAGGGGAGAAGGUGAUACUGGUACCCUACAUGAGAGAGCAUGUGCCAAAGUACCAUGAAUGGAUGCAGGAUCCUCUUCUCCUUCAAGCUACUGGUUCUGAACCUCUCACCCUUGAUCAAGAAUAUGAAAUGCAACUUUCUUGGACUCAAGACCCUUUAAAGCAGACUUUCAUCGUGUUGGACAGGGAACUAGUUGUUGGAAACUUCAUUCAUGGAGAACCUCAUGUUGAAGCCAUUGUUGGUGAUGUAAACAUAUACAUGAAUGACUUGGAUGAUCUCCAAAUGGCUGAAGUUGAGAUUAUGAUAGCUGAACCGAAAAGUCGUGGCAAAGGGCUUGGCAAAGAAUCUGUUCUCAUGAUGAUGACAUUUGCAGUUGAUAAUUUCAAGAUACAUACCUUCCGCGUCAAAAUUGGAGAAUCAAAUCAAGCCUCUCUCAGUCUAUUCCAAAAAUUGGGUUUCAAGGAGACCUCUUACAGUAAAAUCUUCAACGAGGUGACCUUGGAGUUGCCAAUGACUGAGUCAAAGAUUUUUGAGCUGCGUCAAUUAGUUGGCAAUAUGGUUACACAUUCAUAGCACCUGAAGAUACAUUGUGUAUGCUGAUGACUGAGACAAUAUGAGGCAGUUUUCAAAGUUUCUGAAAAUCUAUUUCUCCAAAUGAUUGAAGGUGUGGGGAUGAUAAUGGAUGCAUCUGAGGGAUGUCGUUCGCGACUGAGUUUCCACCUUGCCAGACAUGAUUUACUGUGGUUCCAUUGCCCAGUGGCCCUAUAGUUGCAAAGAUAAUCAUCUCGUUGUUCAAGUAUUCUGCAGAUAUAUUUGAAACUUGAAAGCUGAGAUUUGCUUCCAGCAUUGAUGGACUGUAACUUGUUAUUUGUGUUGUGUAAGCUAUCAUGCUGUCAUUUGAUUUAUGGAAAGCAACUAAUGCUUGCGACCCGACCAUGCCUUGUCUAGUAGGGUUGAUAGCCCAUGCUACCCAUCCCUUAGGAUCUUGUUUAGCUCUGUAUGCAAUUGAAACUUUUGUGCUGGAUGAAUUGUAGCUCCAGUGUAGGUUUGCUUCUAAGAAGGGAAGUACUUUGCAAGUGGUGAAAAUUCUAUUGGCUGGGAAAGUGUAGUGUGAACAGUUUUGAGCAGAGGUAACAAGAAAAAGUGAAGCAAGAAUGCAGAAUAGCAGUUUGGAUGUUGAGCUUGGCGCCAUGGGAACAGAUUAUUUUCUUUUCUUGAACUAAAAAUGAGACGAAAGGAAGAAAACACCGUAAGAGACUAUUGAGCGACUGUCGAGCUGAUCCAACACCAAGCUGAGAAUGUAGUAUGUUACCGUUUCUUCAAGUUGAGAAUCAGGAUGUUGGUGCUUGGUAGGUAUUUUAUACUCCAACAAUAAUGUGUCUAUUUUAUGAAUGAGGUCUAGGGGAAUUGAAUAUUUCUUAUAUGUUACUUUUAGGGGUCGUUUGGUGUAAAGGAUAACAUCAAAUAGUCUCGGGAUUAAAUUAUAGUGCCACUCAA
Messenger RNA from Solanum dulcamara, 1619 nucleotides. RefSeq lists its product as uncharacterized. The coding region runs from base 108 to 695 and encodes 195 amino acids. NCBI's taxonomy places the organism in Eukaryota, Viridiplantae, Streptophyta, Magnoliopsida, Solanales, Solanaceae. Gene Ontology annotation, molecular function: N-acetyltransferase activity. The transcript is spliced from 7 exons. Gene Ontology annotation, biological process: protein acetylation. The record is from RefSeq and is a predicted model, not a curated record.